UUCUCCAUAAAAAAGUCAUGAAUUUUGUAGGACUUUGAGGAUGUCUACCAUGAAAACCCAAACAUUUAAAAACAAAAGGUGUAUUAAAACAGAUUUUUUAAACGGUGAUGCGCAGGAACAGCUGGGUGCUGUGAGGCACUCGUCUGUUUUUGACUGUAGCUAAAUCUGAAUUCUGCAAAGAUUUGCUUUUCCUUUGUUCUCUCUCCUGUGAUGUGUGCUGGCCAGACAUUGUGGCUCCAGGGCGUCAGUGCCAUGAUCACAGAGACGGAGGGCAGAGAGGACAUUCCUCUUUGUUUAGUGAUUCUAGAGACGAGCUGUUGGCCGUCUCACUCUGUCUUUCUGAAGCAUUUCGCUCUGGGUUUUGUUUGCUCUUCCCCUCUGUCUGGGAGAUCAGAUGAUUGAAACCUGACCCGGACCUCUAGCUGUGUGAGGAAUAACUAACCCUGCAGGAGGCUUUGAAUCCAUUGCUGCCAUAAACCUCCCAUGCCAGAAAAGGGAUUUAGGGUUCACUGUGCGCUGGCAGGGCUCCAGCUCCUCCAUCAGUGCUGCUUCAACAGUUACAGCGGACUUCAAGAAUCAGCCUGACGCCGUGCUACCUCUAUAACUGUUACUUCCGCUCCUCCCCUGACUUUAUUACUGCCAAACAGCUCAUCUCAGCGCUCCUUUAGUCAUCUCAUAAUGAACUCCUCUACCUCCAUCACAUCCCUCUUCUCCUUCACCAGCCCAGCGGUGAAACGCCUCCUUGGCUGGAAACAAGGAGAUGAAGAGGAGAAGUGGGCGGAGAAGGCCGUGGACUCUUUAGUGAAGAAGCUGAAGAAGAAGAAGGGCGCUAUGGAGGAGCUGGAAAGAGCGCUCAGCUGCCCCGGACAGCCCAGUAAGUGCGUGACAAUCCCUCGGUCAUUGGACGGGAGGCUGCAGGUCUCCCACCGGAAGGGGCUGCCUCACGUCAUCUACUGCCGGGUGUGGCGCUGGCCCGACUUGCAGUCGCACCACGAACUCAAAGCCUUAGAGUGCUGCGAGUUCCCCUUCGGCUCCAAACAGAAGGACAUCUGCGUGAAUCCUUACCACUACAGACGGGUGGAGACUCCAGUGCUCCCGCCCGUUUUAGUCCCACGCCACAGCGAGUUCAACCCUCAGCACAGUUUACUGGCAAAGUUCCGCAAUGCCUCCCUGCACAACGAGCCUCUGAUGCCCCAGAACGCCACCUAUCCAGACUCCUUCCCGCCGCUGCCCUGCUCCUCCUUCCCCUCCUCCUCCUCCCCUUCUUCCUCCCUCGCUCAGUCCCCGACCUCACAGAGUUAUCCACACUCCCCGAGCAGCUCGGCAGAGCCUGGCAGCCCGUAUCAUAUCGCAGCUGAGACUCCUCCUCCUCCAUACAGCAUGAUGGAGACGAGCCCUCAAGAGGAUGUGAAGCCGAGCAACUCCACAGAAUCCACCAAACUCACAUUCUCUGCUCCCCAUAGAGAUUUACGACCAGUUUGUUAUGAGGAACCAGAGUACUGGUGUUCCAUCGCUUACUAUGAGCUGAACAACCGUGUUGGAGAGACAUUCCAUGCCUCGUCUCGCAGCGUGCUGGUGGACGGCUUCACGGACCCCUCCAACAACAAAAACCGCUUCUGCCUCGGCCUCUUAUCCAAUGUCAACCGCAACUCCACCAUCGAACACACUCGCAGGCACAUAGGCAAAGGUUUGCACCUGUACUAUGUUGGUGGGGAGGUGUACGCAGAAUGUUUGAGCGACAGCAGCAUCUUCGUCCAGAGUCGUAACUGUAAUUUCCAACAUGGCUUCCAUGCCACCACCGUGUGCAAGAUCCCCAGCGGCUGCAGCCUCAAGAUCUUCAACAACCAGCUCUUUGCUCAGCUUCUUGCCCAGUCUGUUAACCACGGCUUUGAGGUCGUCUACGAGCUCACCAAGAUGUGCACCAUCCGCAUGAGCUUCGUCAAGGGUUGGGGUGCAGAAUACCACCGGCAAGAUGUGACCAGCACCCCCUGCUGGAUUGAGGUGCACCUGCAUGGGCCCCUGCAGUGGCUGGACAAGGUGCUCACACAGAUGGGUUCCCCACACAAUCCCAUUUCCUCUGUGUCGUAACGGACGCGCUACACGUGGCUCCAUGUGGAUCGAGUAUGUGAUGUCACUGUUUCUGUGCUAGUUAUUCGCUCACAAAGUUGGUCCUAAGAAUGUUGGUAAUCCAUCGCUUUCUAAAGCAAAACGACAAAACCAAAGGUUCGUUCAGCUAAUUUACAGUUCCUGUACGUAAACUAUGAUACUGCAUUUAUAUUCUGACCGUCUGGGACGUGGAAACCUGCACUCCGACAACAUGGAUUAUACAGCAUAUAGGUACUGAAAGACUGGUGUCUACAUGUUUGGUCUGUACUGUAUUUUAUUGUGUUGCUCUGUAUUUGAGUUGCUUUGUACUUGCUGCAUUAAAGUCAUUUUGUUUAGAAGGA
Molecule: messenger RNA, 2447 nt
Organism: Thalassophryne amazonica
Lineage: Eukaryota; Metazoa; Chordata; Actinopteri; Batrachoidiformes; Batrachoididae
Gene: smad9
Product: SMAD family member 9
Exons: 8
Coding region: 679-2088 (469 amino acids)
Biological process (GO): regulation of transcription by RNA polymerase II; BMP signaling pathway; anatomical structure morphogenesis
Cellular component (GO): heteromeric SMAD protein complex
Molecular function (GO): RNA polymerase II cis-regulatory region sequence-specific DNA binding; I-SMAD binding; DNA-binding transcription factor activity, RNA polymerase II-specific
Source: RefSeq, a predicted model, not a curated record